AUGGACAAUAGAAAGCGUAAUAUAUGGGGUCCUGUCUAUAACAAAGAGAAUGAUGACAUUGAUACUGUAGAUCUGACUAUACCACAUCUUACAAACAAACGUUUGAAGAAAGAAGAUCCAACAUUUGGAAAAGAAGCAUCAGUCUAUGUUCCAAAACCACUACAAGACAUUAAGAAAGGUAAUUCGCAUCAGAAUACAAUAAAUAAAGGAAAAAAACACGCGUUUCAACAACAUUCUUCUUUCAAUGGACUGAAUGCCACUAUUACCGUCAAUUUAGAAUCUACAAACAUAAAUCAAGAGAACAAUUAUAAUUCUCAGUAUGACGUCCACGCUUACACACAUAGUCUCUUUUCUGACCAUAUUCAACAACCGCCUUACGCACAGUCGGACACUAUGUAUAUGCCAUAUACUGAUCUCACAGAUACAUACCCAUCCAGUGCAUUUCCAGAUUUUUACGAAUCUCAUACACAGGCCAACGAAACAUCGGCUUCCCUUUCUCAGAUACUCAACAAUGAUUCAACUUACUCUCUAGACAAUAUAUUCUCCCCAGAGAUCAGCUCGCCUUAUUUUAAUCAGGACAUUCAAUAUAGUCUCCCUACAACACAACAGCCCCUUCCUUCAAUAUCUCCUUCGCACCUUACAGAUUCUCUUCCUACAGACUCUAGUACUCUUCCUACAAAUUCUCCUGCUAUAGAUUCUAUUUCUCUUCAUUAUGUAAAUUCCCCCCCUAUGGACUCUGCUUCUCCCCAACCCCCAAGUUCUUCUCUACCCCUCUCCCCAUCCCCCACCCCCGAUCCGUCGAAUUCAUCCGACUCAACGAGUGAAAUUUCAGAUAACCCGUUUGACGACAAAGCCGUUAAAGAUGCAAUGAAACAGUUAAAUACAGCCGAUGGACAAAUCCCUGGGCUAAUUCCAAAGCUAUUUGCUCAUCAGGUUAUUGGAGUUUCUUGGAUGGUUGGCCAAGAGAAAAGGUCGACGACAGUCAAAGGAGGAAUAUUGGCCGACGAUAUGGGCUUGGGAAAGACCAUCCAAACAAUAGCAACAAUUCUUAUCAAUCGACCUAAGACGGAUGAACCCAAAACUACUCUUAUCGUUGCUCCUUCUUCGUUGGUUUAUGUUUGGGACGACGCAAUAAAAAAACAUGUCGAUGAAAGUCAAUUUAGUGUGCGUAUCCAUCACGGUCCUGGGCGCACACUCAGUAUUAAAGACCUUGAAGCACAUGAUAUUGUCAUUACUAGUUACGACAUCAUUCGAGCUGAAUUUGCACGCAAAGACAAUCGUGGUCCUUCGGUUCGUGCUCGUUGGUAUCGCAUUGUGCUUGAUGGUAAGGCGAGAACAGAGAAAGUGGCGGUUGAGAACGAUAAUCGUGCUGAAGGGAAAUCUCAUGUUAUUAAGAACCAUCGUAGUCGAGGUAGCUUGGCAUGCAGCGAAUUAAAUGCUACUUAUCGGUGGUGUCUGACUGGUACACCUAUUCAUAACAAAGUUGAUGACCUCUUUUCCCUAUUCCGUUUCCUUCAUGUGGACGAAUAUGGAGAAUGGAGUGAAUUCCGUCGGUUGUUCCGUCACAACUAUUACCAAGAUAAACUUUCUCAACAGAAUGUACUAUCACGAGUUAUGCUCAGAAGGACGAAGACGUCAAAGUUGGGUGGAAGGCCGAUUUUAAACCUACCAGAAAGGGUACCGGAAGGUGUAAAACUGGAGUUUUCAACUGAAGAAAGAGAGUUUUAUGACGCAUUGGAAAAACGCGCGGCAGUAAUCUUUAACAGAUAUAUGAAGAAAAACAAUGUAAUUAAGAAUUAUGCCCAUAUUCUAUCAUUGCUGCUGUCGCUUCGAAGGGCAUGUGAUCACCCAUUUUUGGCUCAGCAAAGUAUAGAGUUCAAUGAAUCGCUUCAAGCUGAUUUAGGCAAAGCGCUCAAGUCGAUGCCAGAUGGGACUCUGACCUGGCAACAGUUGCGUCCUGAACCAGAACCAGCACAGAAUCCAGAACAGAAUUUAGUAGAAAAUGCAACAUUUGUACAUACCGGUGCAGAAAGCAACCCUUCCAACGUCUUUUCAACUAUCAACCCUAAUUUCAAAAUUGAAAUUCUAACCCCACCGUUAUCCGACAACUCUGCACCUGUCUCGACCGCUGGCGGUUAUUGCUCGGUGACUGAUUCUGAACGUAGUCUUGGCUUUGGUCAAGCAGUCAACUCUACAUCGCAGUAUAAUUCAGAGUUUUAUGGCGAGGUUAAUAAUAAUGAGUGGACAAGAGUGAAACUCGAAUCAGAAGAGUCUUUUGAAUCGACGACGACUGGAAUAUCAAGAGAUAGUGGAUACGGAGAGGAGCUGUAUAAUCCUAUAGAAUUGAACACGAAAGCCAGUAUAAAUGAAACCACAUGCGAUGGCAAUCUCCCACCUGUUGAGGAUCUGCUUACAUAUCCAUACAGCGAGUUAUUGCCCACUAUAGAGACUCAACUGGCAGACAAUUUGCCAGAAAUUGAAUUAACUGAUAAAAUAGACAACAACCCAAUAAAUGCAUUAGAUGUGAAACCAAACGUCAGUUCAUUGAACGACAUACUCAAUCCCACCUCUUCAAUUACACAACUGCCAACUCCGCAACCUCAAUCGUCCGAAGGUUCCGAUUGCGAUAGUCAAUCUCCUCCUGCAAUUGACAUGUCUGUAUUAGCGUCAGGUUCCGAACUAGUUCCAUCCACUAAAAUCACUGCUCUACUUAAUGAUCUCGAUGAGGUCGCAAAGACAGAACCUGAUUCUAAGAUUGUGAUAUUCUCACAAUGGUUGGGGAUGUUGGACAUUGUCGAAGAAGCUCUGACCGAAUACGAGAUUUGUCGGUAUGACGGUACAAUGAACGUUUUAGAAAGACAAAAAGUAAUAAAAAAAUUUGAUAAUGAUCCAUCGGUUAAAAUUCUCCUAAUCUCUCUUAAAUGCGGUGGACUUGGAUUGAAUUUAACUGCUGCUAAUAGAGUAUAUUUGUUAGAUUGCUGGUGGAACCCGGCCGUUGAGGAACAAGCAAUAGAUAGAGUGCAUCGCAUUGGGCAAACAAAGAAUGUCACAAUAAAGACAUUUACAGUAAGCAACACUGUUGAAGAUAGAAUACUUGUGCUCCAACAACGGAAGCGAGAAAUGGCAAGUAACGCAUUGAGCGGAGUGACAGUGAAUGACACUGUUCGACUCACGACGCAAGACCUCGCCUUCCUUUUCAAUGUAAACAAUGAAUAUCAUCCAGUAUAG
This is a messenger RNA of Paraglomus occultum, 3228 nucleotides long. The record is from the annotation of a GenBank genome assembly. NCBI's taxonomy places the organism in Eukaryota, Fungi, Glomeromycota, Glomeromycetes, Paraglomerales, Paraglomeraceae.